Molecule: messenger RNA, 1152 nt
Organism: Lathyrus sativus (Indian pea)
Lineage: Eukaryota; Viridiplantae; Streptophyta; Magnoliopsida; Fabales; Fabaceae
Source: the annotation of a GenBank genome assembly
AUGUCUACCUUGAAAUUUUCUUUCAUAUUUUCCAUUUUCCUCUUUCUUUUUCACAGCUCAACUCAAUUUUGUGUAAAGCAAUAUUGUGGAAACCCUAACUCAGGUCUUCUUUUUGAGUUCCCUUUCGUAUUAAGACAAGAAUAUCAAAUUUUCAAUCAUCAAAGUGAUCGAUGUGGAUACCCAGGGUUUGAAAUUCAUUGCAAGGAUAAUAAACAAGCCUUGAUUAAACUCUCAAAUGAUAGAAAUUUUGAAGUCAAAAGCAUUUCCUUUGAGACACAAAGAGUUUGGGUCAAAGGUCCCAAUGAUUGUCCACCACAAAGGUUCCUUGAAAACAAAAACAUCAACGAUGAUUCACCUUUUGUAUGGGGCAACUCUUUUCAUAGUCAUUAUGAAAAUGUAACAUUUCUCAAUUGUAGUAGUACUAAUCCAGUGAUUGAUGAUCUUCCAAAUAUACCUUGUAUGAGCAAUGAAAAUUACUCGAUUAUGUAUACGUUGCAAUCAUCUCUUGCUAAUUCGUUGAAUACAACUUGUCAUGAGAUUGGUUUUGCUGAGGUUCCUGUCAAAGAUAACUCACAGGAACCAUUGGUAAUCAUGGAAGGACUUUACUCUGAUGCAUUGUUGCGAUGGAAUACACCUUCUUGUGGUUGUGAACCUGAUCGAUUCUGUGGCUUUUUAAAUGAAACGGGUCUUGAUGUUACUUGUUACAGCUACGUUCUUGAUUUCCCAGUUGGAAAUCCUUCAACUCAAAGGCAUAAAAAGUAUAACUUUUUUCCGGUACUUUGGGGAGUAUUAGGAACUUUCUUCUUCAUCUGUUGGGUAUUUUUAUCCAUAUGUAAAGAUAGACAGCAAAAUCAUAUUCAACAAAGACAAACUAUUACAAACAUAGAACCAAGUAAUCAAGAACCUCCUUGGUUUGUGUCUGGGCUUGAUAGAUCAAGGAUAGAGCAAUAUCCAAAGAUUCAACUAACAGAAAGUGGACAAUUAUCUAAGUCAAUUGACAAUGUUUGUUCUAUAUGUCUUAGUGAGUAUAAGCCUAUGGAGACAUUAAGGAGUAUACCCCAAUGCAAUCAUCAUUUUCAUAUUGAUUGCAUAGAUGUUUGGCUCAAGAUGAAUGCUACGUGUCCUUUAUGUCGAAAUCUGCCAGGAUUAUGA